AUGGAGAGUACAACCAGUACCCCGGCCCAAGUCAAGAAAAAUGUCUAUUCUGUGUGGGCACUUCCGCCGGAGGAAUUGACUCCGCGGCUAAAGAAAUUGAUGGAGGGCCUCAGGUCGGAGUUCGGUGGGCCCGAGUUCGAGCCGCACGUUACGGUCGUCGGCGCUAUCAGCUUAACGGAGACCGAGGCGUGUGAUAAGUUCAACAAGGUCUGCGAGGAACUCAAAGCGUAUGACGCUAGUGUGGAGAAAGUUGACACCGGCAGUUUCUUUUAUCAGUGCGUUUUCCUUCGGCUUCAUCCAACGCCUGAGUUACACUGCCUAACAAAUGGAAAUAUGACCAGGAUUGGGAAACAAGAAUUUGGCAACUAG
Messenger RNA from Sesamum indicum (sesame), 369 nucleotides. NCBI's taxonomy places the organism in Eukaryota, Viridiplantae, Streptophyta, Magnoliopsida, Lamiales, Pedaliaceae. The record is from RefSeq and is a predicted model, not a curated record.